UAUCAUCCACUUUGUUGGAGAAACAGCCUCAGAGGAAAGCAAUGGAGGCUGCGACGCCCAUGAACAUAGUAGAGUGUCAUUCAUGCACCUCCAUGGAGCUAAAAUGGGCAAGUUCCCGAGGCAAAACCCAAGUGCAAAACAUGAAAACACCUUCAAAAUCAAAAGCACCAGCAACACUUCGUACCUCGGUCCCUGUGUUUAUAUCCACAAACCCAUCACACGUAAAACCAGACGACCUCAUUGACCUAUACAGCGCCUGCAAUCUCAACGGCCACCGGUUCCCGGGUUACGUGGACGGCAAAGAUGGCUGCCGUGAAGUGGAAGGUAUUGAUGUGAACAAGCUACGUGUGGCUCUUUCACACAGUGAAGUCCUGGUGUCUGUCUUCUGCAAACCAAAUGAUGUAGUUAGCAAAUCUUCAUCAUCAUUUUCGCAAAAGAAUCGAAAGAAGCUGAAUAUUACCGAGGGUUUAGGAGAAUUGUUCGAAAGGGUGGUGAUGCCGGUGACACCAUUUAACAGUCAACUGGUUGGUUUUGGCCGAGCUGUUUCUGAUCAAGGAUUGACAGCCUCCAUCUACGAUGUUAUGGUUAUUCCUUCAUUGCAGGGUAUGGGAAUUGGCAAGAUGAUAGUUAAAAGAAUCAUAAGAAUACUCACGAGUAGAGACAUUUAUGACAUAGCAGCACUUUGCUCAGAAAAUGAGAGCUCAUUCUUCAAAGCAUGUGGUUUUGGUGAUGACAUUCUGUGCUCCACAGCAAUGAUGUAUACAAGAACUGCUAGUGGUUCAACUAAUCUCGAAGGACAGAUGGUUAAGCGCGCAGGUCGAAAGCUACUGUUGGUUCCACCGUUUUUGAAGACCUUACCCUACUCCAAGUCCAAAACCAUACAAUCAUCUUAAGCAUCAAGACGAGAAGCGUUCUGUUUC
Fragaria vesca subsp. vesca is the source of this 920-nucleotide messenger RNA. RefSeq lists its product as uncharacterized. The transcript is spliced from 4 exons. Gene Ontology annotation, cellular component: endoplasmic reticulum; endoplasmic reticulum-Golgi intermediate compartment; Golgi apparatus. NCBI's taxonomy places the organism in Eukaryota, Viridiplantae, Streptophyta, Magnoliopsida, Rosales, Rosaceae. The coding region runs from base 42 to 893 and encodes 283 amino acids. Gene Ontology annotation, molecular function: glucosamine 6-phosphate N-acetyltransferase activity; monosaccharide binding. The record is from RefSeq and is a predicted model, not a curated record. Gene Ontology annotation, biological process: UDP-N-acetylglucosamine biosynthetic process.